CGACCGCGCGCGUUAGUAACGUUUCGGUAUCGCAACCGCGCGCAACCCGACGCCGCCGCCGCCGGACGACGACGACGACGACGACGAUUACGACGUCGUCAUUGUACAUAAGACGGCAGACCUUUGCGGAGUUCGAGACUCGCGUAUUGUCGACUUUCAUCUCUGAAAACGUCAUACAUAAUAAUAAUAUAUCUUUGCUACUAUCGCCUGAAAUUCCAUAUUUUCGUAUCGCUUCGUUCGUUUUGACGUUCGCAUUAUCGCGGUGUUCCUUGUCGGGGGCUGCGUUCCAAGUCUCGCGCACGACUUCGUUAUCUAUCCUGUCCGACGACUACUCUUGAACAUUCUAUUUCAGUCCACCCGUUUAGAAUAAAUACGUUCCCAUGUGCGUUUGCGUGAGAUUUUGCUAUGGAUUUAAGUAGCCCGCCGAACCGAUAACACGUCGUAUACCGGAAAUCUACGUUUUCCGUGUAAGUGUAGUUAUAUAUUGGAUAAAUGUCGUGUUACAAAUUUAAAAUUUUAUUUUGAAGACCCACAUAAAAAUCAUUAUCUUCAAAUCAAACAUCAAUUUAUUUAAACGCAACUUUUCUCUAUGGAAAUUGAAAUGCGUAAACUUAUUAUACUAUUGUGUAAUUAAGCUCGCUUUUGACAUCUACAACACCUAAUAGGUCAUUAUCUGAAUUCUUCAUCAAGAUUUAGCCAUGGAAGCCGGUAGUUCGGCUUGCGUGGCUUUGGCAUUUUUGGUCAACUACAAUACGUUAAAAGCUGGCUUCGUAUAUGAUGACAGCCGGGCGAUAGUCAACAAUCCGGACGUGACGAGAGCCGCACCGCUGACCGACAUCUGGACCAACGACUUCUGGGGCACGCCGAUCGGGUCGAGCAGCUCGCACGGCUCUUACCGGCCGCUGUGCGUGGCCUCGUUCCGACUGAACCACUGGACAGGUGGCCUGGACCCGAAGGGCUAUCACGUGUCCAACGUUCUGCUCCAUUGCGCCGUCACGUAUCUGGUGUACGCCGUGUACAGGACUCUGAUGCCCGGCCGCCGGCCCGCCGCCGCCGCCGCCGUGUUCGCCGUGCACCCGGUGCACGCCGAGGCCGUGGCCGGUGUCGUGGGCCGCGCCGACCUACUCGCCUGCCUGUUCUACCUGGCCGCAUUCCUGUGCUACACGGCGCACGUCCGGCAUCGGGACAGGACGCCGGAUCCGCGGCGGCGCGUCGUGUGCUGCGAUGCCGGCUGCCAUCGCCGAACGUACCGGUUGGGCUCGGCGGUGCGCACCGUUUUCGCCGCGCUGGGCCUAGGCACGUGCUCAAGCGACCUGGACGGCCUGCCCGGCGGUGUGACCGAGUGUUGCGCUGUCCGGGAAUGGGCUUGUCUGGCGGCCACCGUGCUCAUGGCAGCCGCGUCUAUGCUGGCCAAAGAGACUGGGCUUACCGUUUUGGCUGUGUGCGCUGUGUACGACGUGCUGUUUGCCAGCAAGCAGUCGCCGAACAAGAAUUCUGGUGGAAUGUAUAGAACGCUGGCAAUCCUGUCGGGCGCGGCGGCCGGUCUGCUGUUUGCUAGGAUGUCGCUGAUGGGCGAUGGUGGACCACCUGUGUUCGCGGCAGCCGACAACCCGACCGCCAAGUCGCCCAGUCUGGUAACGCGAACACUGACGUUCCUCUACCUGCCCGCCGAGAACUUCCGGUUGCUUGUCUACCCUCGGAGACUGAGCUUUGACUGGUCUAUGGACGCUAUCACGCCCGUAACUUCGGUCUAUGAUCCCAGGAACGCGUUAUCCAUCGCCCUGUACGUGGCCUUGUUCACCGCGGCCAGGCGGUCCGUCUUAGCUGCGUCCAGGGCCAGACUACAUCAUCACCGGCCUCACAGAUGCUGUUCAAAGACCAAGUAUGAUCGACCAGUCGACCUACCCGAUGACCCGGCAAGAGCCAUGGGACUCGCAGUCGCCAUGACCGCCAUACCGUUCGUGCCGGUGUCUAAUUUAUUCUUCUACGUGGGAUUUGUGCUGGCUGAGCGGGUGCUGUACAUGCCAAGUGUGGGCUACUGCUUUUUGUUUGGGUACGGUUACGCGGCACUGGAACGCCGGUUGGGGCCCAAGUGGCCAAGAAUGGGUCUGAUAGUGGUGCUCACCGUAUACGGUGCUCGGACGGUCAUCAGGAACAAUGACUGGCAAGACGACGAGUCGCUGUACCGAUCGGGCGUGCACAUAAACCCACCCAAAGCCUAUGGAAAUUUGGGCUCUAUACUGAGUAGUCAGGGUCGAUUGGACGAGGCGGAAACGGCGCUGAGGACGGCAUUACAAUAUCGACCGAACAUGGCAGACGUGCAUUACAAUUUAGGGAAUUUACUACGGGAAAAAGGUGACGCUGAAGCAGCCGUGUCAAGUUACAAAAAUGCAAUAAUGUACCGACCCUCGCUAGCAGUGGCGUACUUAAAUAUGGGACAGCUGUUGGCUACGAUGGGCCGAUGUGAGGAAGCAGAAUCCGUGCUGAAGCUGUGCGUUUCACUGGACGGAUCUUAUUCCAAGGAUCCUAUGAACCACGAGACCAGUAGGGUGUCGGCACUGGUCACAUUGGGCAAACUGCACGCAGACAGAGGCAGGCACUCGGACGCGGUGCAGGCCUACAAGCACGCAGUUGCCAUUCUCCCACCGUACUACAACUCUCGGGUACUGUUCAGUUUAUACGGUGAUGCGUUGGCGCAACUCAACAGACACAGAGAAGCCGAAAUGUGGCACAAGGCGGCACUGGAAGUCGGGCCUGAUCAUGUUCCGGCACACUUGAGUUAUGGGAAAUGGCUCGCAAAAAAUAGAACGCGUAUUCACGAAGCAGAAAAUUGGUUUCUACGGGCAAAAAAAUUGGCGCCCGGUGACGCGUCCGUGUACAAACAUUUCGGAGUUUUCCUGCUGGAACAAGAACGGUACUCUGAAGCCGCAUCGCAGUUAGUAGAAGCCGUCGCACUUGAACCCGAAGACUACGACUUGACUGUUACAGCAGCCACCGCGCUUAGGCAGGCGGGCGUGUCGCUCAGGGCUGAGGAAAUGUACAGAAAAGCAGCCAUACUCAGGCCACAAGACGCUAGCAGUCACAGCAAUCUGGGAGCGAUGCUGCACCUGAACGGCAAGCACCGCGAGGCGUUAACCAGUUAUCAAAACGCGUUGAGGAUAUCGCCGGACGACCGGACCACGCUGGACAAUCUCAACAAGCUGAGAAACGUGUUGCGUCGCCGGUCCAGAGCGGCGUGAUGGCGGCUACCACAUCGACGGCCGUGAUAAUUUUACUGUAAUGAUAAUAAUAUAUUAUGUAUAAUAUGAUGAUAAUAUCGACGACGACGAUGACGAGUGUGUGGUUUUGUAUCAAGGCGUAAUUUUCUAUAUUUUUUUUCGUACAUAUACAUAUAUACAACAUAUAUAAUAUAUUUUAAAAAUAUUUUAAUCCUGUACAUAAUAAAUUAUUUACAUACAUUAAUAUAUAUAUAUAUAUAGUAUAUAUACCUAUAAUAUUAUGUAUAAUAUGAUUAAUUUCUAUUAUAUGUAUUACAUUUAUUAUAUUAUAUUAUUAUAACAAUUCUUACAUAAUAUUAUUUCAUAAUAUUGUGUAGUGUACAUAUUAUAAUUAUAUUAAAUUGUAUUUUAUUUGUAUUGUUUCUACUAUUAAUAUAUAAUAUUUACGUAUAAGCAUUAAGCAUAUUUAUAUACAUUAUAAACUUAUGUACAAAGUGGCAAAAACGUAUGGUCUUCUUCUGCAUGGAAUUCAAAUUCAGCGGACCACUCGCAAUAUUACGAUAUGUAUACUUGAAACUGCCGAUUUUCUAGGAUGACUAAGCUGUGAGUUGACAAUAUAGGCUUAUUAUCGGUAUAAAAUAUAUUCUUUAACAUUUUUUAGUAGCGUAGUCUUACAAAAAAAAUCAUGUACAUCACUGCAUUUUAGCAUUUUUAUUAUGAUCGAGCUCAGUAGUACUCAUACAAAUUCGAAUUCGAAUUUAUUAAUAUUAAUACUAUGUCGCGUCAUAUUUAUCAGGCACUACGAGACAAUGUAAUAUUAUCUUAUUUGUGAUUUAAUUUACCCCCACCCAACAAUAUAGCUUCUAAAACGUUCCUGGAAAAAUCGGCAGUUUUCAAUAAAAGAAAAUGCUCCGACGAAUACGAAUACUAACCUACACUUGCAGGAGACCGUGUCUUUUUCCGACUUUGUAAGUAAGUAAGUAUAACAUUUACAUAUUGUACAAAAAUCAAUAUAAAUAAUAUAAAUUUAUUUUUGUUUCUAUAACUUUAAUAAUAUUAUAAUAUUCUAUAGUCAGGAGUGACAAACUAAACGUGCCGAACUUAGGUUUAUGAUAUUUAUUUUUUUUUUACGAUCAUCCACCGGAAAAUCGAGGGGAAACGUAAAGAGUGAAAGGGAUCCGAUACUGUUUAAACGCUACCGUGGUUUUCCGAGUAUAUACCGGCAUUACAGUACACCACAUUUUUUCUAAUAUUUUCAAAUACAUUUCUCGUUUCAUCUUGAACUGUGUAAACAGUGGUCUUUGAUUUUUUUUUUUAAGUUCCGGGAAUAAUGGUUGCCUAACUUCUAUAAAUAUAUCAUCAACAUUAUUUACUUACGUUAAUGCUUAACCAAUAAUUUAAAAAGUUAUUUAAAAAAAUAAAUAAAUAAAUAAAUAUUAUCUCGCAUUUUCAACGCCAUCGUCCAAUCAUUCGAACUUGACUUAAUAUUUUUCUAAUGAGUACUUUUGUUCCGUGCGCGCACGCGAGUGUCGUGCUCGAAAUGUUUUUCUUUUAUCAUUACCAUUAUUAUUAUUAUUAUUAUUAUUUUUUUUUUUUAUUUUUUUUUUACAUUUCAUAGCUUUGUUGUAACUGUCGCGUUAAGAGCGAAUAUUCAUUCAAUAUUUUUAUCAUUAUUUUCAGUCCACUGCAAGACAAUAGGGAGGGGAAUGUACUUAUUUUUCGACAUUACAUUUCAUUUUAUUUUAACUGUGUGUAUAAUAUAUUAUUAUGAACGUAAUAUAAAUUAUCAUAGUAUUGUAUGCGUAUAUAUCUAUGUGCAAUAUGUCAAAUGAUUAAUGUUUUUAAGAUAGACCUUAACCGACCGACCGACCUAACAUUUUUUUUUCCACGGCCGUCUCGAUUUAUUUUUUUAAUCCAUUUUCGUAACAAAAAUGAUUUAUAGCGUGUAUUAAUAAUAUAAUUUAUAUUUACUAAGACCGUUGCGUGGUGAUAUCGUCGCUCAACCGUCGGCUGGAAAAAACGGUUUUCUCGGUUUUCUGGAAUACCAAAAAAAAAAAAAAAAAAAAUUCACCAUCUUCGCUUUCUAGCCAACGAUAUUCGUGAUAAUCGAUACGCCGCUACCGCGCUGUCCGCAAAUCGUAACUUCGAUAAUGCAACGAUGUAACAUACCUACGCCUAAUGUAAUAAAUUGCGUUAACGCGACGUCGAUUUAUUAAAUUUUAGAUUUUAUUAUGGCGCUUCGUCGACAUUCGGACUCAAAUUCGAGUUACGUAUUAUAGCCAUACAUAAGUGCAUAUUAUAAUAUGUUUAUAAUAAUAUUAUAUGUAACGCGAUUCAUUGAAUACACGAUUUAUAGAUAGGAGUCGUACAAUUACACAAACAUACAAAUAAUAAAUAUAUAUACAUUUAUUCAUGUGAUUUAUAUAAUAUUUAAAAAAAAAAAUAUUUGAUAUUUUGUACAUUUCGUGUAAAGACAAUAAAAUUAAGACGUCUCAUGA
Molecule: messenger RNA, 5716 nt
Organism: Rhopalosiphum padi (bird cherry-oat aphid)
Lineage: Eukaryota; Metazoa; Arthropoda; Insecta; Hemiptera; Aphididae
Product: protein O-mannosyl-transferase TMTC2-like
Exons: 12
Coding region: 699-3239 (846 amino acids)
Biological process (GO): protein O-linked glycosylation via mannose
Cellular component (GO): endoplasmic reticulum membrane
Molecular function (GO): mannosyltransferase activity; protein binding
Source: RefSeq, a predicted model, not a curated record